AUGGCAAAACCCAAGCUGUCCUUACAAGUCCCAGUUGAUCACACCAUUUCGAUCAACUCCACAGAAGGCACAUCCGACCCACUUCUCCACGGACAGGUUUCAUUCAACAACAUACCACAACAAUGCGAUAUUCACAUCGCUCUUGCCAGAGUUGGGCGACUGAGUUCAAAAAAAGAAACGAGGCAUGAGGCAGCAUCUACAAGCAUCCUGAGCGAGCUUGGUUUCAUGAAGGAACAGAACAGGGAACACUUCGACUACGAGACUGCAGAGAAGCUCUGUGGUUGCUUGAUAAGCCCACCGAAAGAGCUAUCUGAAUCAAAGACAGUUAAAUGUAACUUUGGAUUACAAGUUCCUUCAUACCUUCCUGCAACGACAUCGCUGCCAUCGGUCGAUAUCUCAUACGCCAUCUUUGCAACAUGCAUUCUGCCGAAUGGCAAAGUCUUGCAAACGAAACAGAACAUACACAUCGAACGCGUCGACCGCGGGAUCAUUCACCUGGAAACAUCUCGGAAAGUGUCUUUCCCAGAGACAUCCUUUGCCGUCCGAGUCAAGUUCAACACGCCCGACUUUGGCACCAAGGACGUCGCCAUCCCAACCACAUUGCAGCUCGAAGGUCUCCAGCUGCCAUCGAACGAUUCCACACGCGCCACAGAAACACGAUGGCUAGUUCCACGAGAGAUCAAGUGGGAAUUGGAAGAGACUGCCGUUAUCGUCACUGGCUUUCCAGAUGCUACAGGCCACAUCCCAAUGUCGACCGCUCAGCGUGUCCUCAAGAAAUGCAAACUCGCAUCUGGCGGAAAGAAACUCAAGCCGAAGUACCCUUUCACGCGAACCGGAGACUCGCAUGCUCACAUGGGCCCAGAUGGCACGAGCAUGGAGGUCCCAUUCACAGUAACGGCGCCCAAGAACAUUUCGCUCGGCGACAGCACCGCGCUGUCCGUAGCUGGCGGCCACGUCAUGCACACCGUACUCUCCUGUGAUACGCCCCACAUGCCUCAGAAGAGAUUCGCCGUGUAUCUGGAAUACAAACUGCACGUCUGGCUGCGCAUCGGAGAAGACGUCUUCGACCAGGCCUCCGGAGACCUGGUAAACCGGAAGAUGGACGAGAUGGCGUACACAGUUGUUUGUCCGCUUACGGCCCAGCAAUGCGCAGAUAUCACAUCGACAGAUUCUGACGAGGAACCCGCACCCAUAGUACCGCCGCUGUAUGAUGGCGUGUGGGAGCAGCCGCCACCGGGAUACAUGCCGAAUAGCUGA
This is a messenger RNA of Boeremia exigua, 1257 nucleotides long. RefSeq lists its product as uncharacterized. The coding region runs from base 1 to 1257 and encodes 418 amino acids. The transcript has a single exon. NCBI's taxonomy places the organism in Eukaryota, Fungi, Ascomycota, Dothideomycetes, Pleosporales, Didymellaceae. The record is from RefSeq and is a predicted model, not a curated record.